Molecule: messenger RNA, 1178 nt
Organism: Hibiscus syriacus
Lineage: Eukaryota; Viridiplantae; Streptophyta; Magnoliopsida; Malvales; Malvaceae
Product: GLABRA2 expression modulator-like
Exons: 4
Coding region: 110-970 (286 amino acids)
Source: RefSeq, a predicted model, not a curated record
GCGCAGCCGUAAUUUCCCGCGAACGCUCUAGAAAAGUGGAUCAACGUAAGAAAGGAAUCGAGCUCAUGUCCAGCUGAACGCAAUCUCCUGCACAAGAACAGAAGCUGAAAUGGACGCGAAAGCCUCGGAUCCCGCAACGGAUUCGGAGGGCUUUAUUAUGGUUCCAACUACAGAGCCCGAGAAAUAUGUAGAAAAACGGACUCCCGAUCCAAAAGAGACUCAGCCUCAAAGCGAGCAAUCGCAGAACAAUAAACCGUCCGGGUCAAGCAAAUCGGUUCAUUGGAGCCCCGAAUUAGUUGAUCCAUCGCCUGCUGCUGAUCACUGCGCCACCAUGUCCACUCUUAAUGGAUCCAACCCUUACGUUACUAGUGCUCCUGCCCAGCAAUCUUCUUCGGCUUCCUUCAAAGAGACAAUGGAUUCAGUGAAGGAUCUCUUAGGGAGAUGGACCAGGAAAGUGGGAGAAGCCACGAAAAAAGCCGAGGAUCUGGCCGAGAACACGUGGCAGCACUUAAGAACAAGUCCUAGUUUUGCUGAGGCUGCAAUGGGAAGAAUUGCUCGGGGAACAAAGGUUUUAGCAGAAGGUGGCUAUGAGAAGAUCUUUAUACAAACUUUUGAAACAGUUCCUGAAGAGAAACUUCUAGAUUCAUUCGCAUGCUACUUAUCGACAUCGGCUGGUCCUGUCAUGGGAGUUCUAUAUGUUUCCACGGCAAAGCUUGCAUUUUGCAGUGACAGUCCCCUUUCGUAUAAAAAUGGGAGCCAGCCUGAAUGGAGCUACUAUAAAGUAAUUUUGCCAUUACAUCAACUGAAAGCCGUGAAUCCUUCAACAAGCAGAAUCAAUCCAUCGGAAAAGUACAUCCAAGUUAUGUCUAUUGAUGGUCAUGAAUUUUGGUUCAUGGGAUUCUUAAACUAUGACGGUGCUGUUAAAUACCUAGAGGAUGCUUUGCAACUCCAUAGCUUACUAUCUGUAUGAUACCGCUUAAUCAAAUAUGCACUUAUCAUGAAAGCAUUUAACUCGGCUGCUUGGAAGCGUUUGAUAAGGCUUGCUCUCCCUCGGAAGCCCUCAAUAUUCCGCAAAAAUGAAAAAUCAGUUAACUUUUAUAGAAGAAAAGGUAUAAUAAAUCUCUUCUGUUUUCGACUCAUGUAGUUGUAAGCUUCACUUGCAAUAAUCAAUUCAGUAA